Messenger RNA from Lytechinus variegatus (green sea urchin), 1423 nucleotides. RefSeq names its product lysosomal thioesterase PPT2-A-like (gene ppt2). NCBI's taxonomy places the organism in Eukaryota, Metazoa, Echinodermata, Echinoidea, Temnopleuroida, Toxopneustidae. The transcript is spliced from 9 exons. The record is from RefSeq and is a predicted model, not a curated record. Gene Ontology annotation, molecular function: thiolester hydrolase activity. Gene Ontology annotation, cellular component: lysosome. Bases 309 to 1178 code for a protein of 289 amino acids.
CUGAGGCCCAGCUGCAGUUACUGUGCAUAUAAUUGUUUUUGCUUUACAUGUUUUUAUGAAUAUUUCUAACCAAGGCUUCAUUUAUACAAGAAUACCUGCACAAGGUAACACGGAGACUGUGCAACCUCAUCUGAAACCCAAAACAAGUUGAAAUUUCUCAGUCAACGCUUGGCAAUCAAGAUCGAUCAGUCCUCGCAUCUUUCGCACUCACUUCCCGCACGGCCCAACGGAUCUCUGCAGCAGUGUUCCGCCGCUCGUCCCCGUUCAAAUCUCAGUCUUGACCCGGCCGUCGCUGCCGCGCCGACGACAUGGAGACUUCGAUAUCUCGUUGUAUAUUUCUUCUCUUCACCACUCUUUUGGUUGCCACUAAAGGCUAUAAACCAGUUAUUAUUAUCCAUGGAAUGCUUGAUGGAGCAGCAGAAAUGCACUUUAUGCACGAUAUGAUAAUGAAGGCACAUCCCGGAACAAACAUCACGAUCCCAGACGUCUAUAGUUACUAUAAAAGCUUGGAGCAUCUUUGGAAGCAGUUCCCUGACUACCUCAAGGCUAUUCAAGAUGUGAUCAAUCAGUCUCCUAAUGGCAUUCAUUUAGUCUGUUUUUCACAAGGUGGUCUGAUGUGCAGAGCUGUGGUUGAGCAGUUGGACAAUCACAACGUGGAGAGUUUGAUUCUACUUUCAUCCCCUCAAAUGGGUCAAUUUGGAGACACAAGCUAUGUUAAAGAAUUCCCAAAGAGUCGUUAUGAGGUGUACAGAUUGUGCUAUGAUCUCAGUCUUAUAGGUCAACAGAUCUCUGUCUGUGAAUAUUGGAAUGAUCCAUACCACCAACCAGAGUAUCAAGAAAGGUCUGAUUUCCUGGCAGUGCUUAACAACCAGAGUGCUCACAGUCAGAGUCAACAAUGGCGAAAAAAUUUCAUGAGACUGAAGAAUGUUGUGAUGAUAGGUGGCCCAGAUGAUGGUGUUAUAACUCCAUGGCAAUCAAGUCAUUUUGCUACGUACGACAAAGACCUGAACAUCACUGAAAUGAAAGACCAAGAGGUAUACCAGAAAGACUACUUUGGCUUGAAGACACUAGAUUCUCGUGGGGCGUUGCACACCUAUGGUAUCGCUGGGGUCAAUCAUACCUUCUGGCAUCGGAACCAGACAGUAUUUGAUUGCUGUAUUGAACAGUUCCUGACAUAGCUGUGUGUCCCACCAUACCAAAUGUGUACCAAAUAAGCCUUCUAGGUACUUUUAUUCUUUUAUCAUUUGGUAACAUCAUGAUUACUUGCAGUGAUAUCUGAUUUUUAAACACUAUGCAUAUGUGCCAAAAAAAGAGGAAAUUGAUUCCUCUGUAAAAUCCAUACUUGGCCAUUGAUGCCAUAAUGGCCCAAAUUCACAAAGGUUGUUUUUAAAACCAUCGGUUGAACCCAUGGUUUAUGCAGAUU